Staurois parvus is the source of this 275-nucleotide messenger RNA. Lineage: Eukaryota; Metazoa; Chordata; Amphibia; Anura; Ranidae. The record is from the annotation of a GenBank genome assembly.
CAUGCCUAGGGGCUUGAUUGUAUACACCUGUGUCCAUGGAGGGGAUUGGAACACCUGAAUCACAUGACUGGGAGGGGAUUGGAACACCUGAAUCACAUGAUUGGGAGGGGAUGGAACACCUGAAUCACAUGAUUGGGAGGGCGGGGCCAAUACUUUUGGCAAUAUAGUGGGCGGACUGACAACUCAUGGGGCCCCUGGGCAAUAGGGGAUCAUGGAACACCUGAAUCACAUGAUUGGGAGGGGAUUGGAACACCUGAAUCACAUGAUUGGGAGGG